AUGGUCCUUGCGUCUAAACUUGACAGCAAAGCUGCGGCGUCGAAGCCAGCGAGCAAGUUGAUAAAAAAGACUAAAAAGUCUCGGAAAGCGUUACAUAUUGCUCCUCCGCGCAUGAAGUCGCGACGCAAGGCACGAAAUGUAAUUACUAAAUUUCACCGCUUGACCCAUGAGCUUGAUCGCCUUGAGCAACAGAAAUUGGACGAAGUCGAGACACGAAAGCUACGCAUUGCCGAAAUAAAUCAGGAAUUGAUUGAACUGGGAGGUCGUCAAGCAUAUCAGGACGCUAGCAUUCUUAGCACGAGCUUUCAUCGUACAUCAAAGUGGGUGUUUCGAUUGCUUACACGUUUCGAACUGCGGCCCAAGGCCAAGCAACCGCCAUUGCCUGUGCUUGAAGUCGGUGCGAUUAACACGCAGCUACUAUCGUGUCCAUGGCUAAAUGUGCGCGCUAUUGAUCUUAAAUCCCGGCACGAACGCAUCGAGCAGUGCGAUUUUUUCAGUCUUAAGCCCGCUGGCGAGUUUCAGAUUGUCGUGUCUAGCAUGGUACUUAACUGCGUCCCUGGAGCUGUAAAGCGUGGUCAGAUGCUUCGACUGUAUAGGGAACACUUAAUGGAUGGAGGCUUGCUCUUUCUAAUGCUCCCGUUGCUGUGCUUGCGUCAUUCAAAAUUUAUGACCUACUCGCGCUUUACAAAAAUUCUUGAGGCUGUGGGCUUUCGUGUGCGCGAGACAAAAGAUUCACCUAAAGUUGCGUUCUUCUGCUUGGAGCGAACUGAGAUAUUUAACAAAGACGCUUCCUUCCCACACAAAUUAUUAGUGUCAGGCAACAAGCGCAACGACUUUAGUGUAGUUAUUUAG
Messenger RNA from Plasmopara halstedii, 852 nucleotides. Its product is annotated as 25S rRNA (adenine(2142)-N(1))-methyltransferase, Bmt2. Gene Ontology annotation, molecular function: rRNA (adenine) methyltransferase activity. Gene Ontology annotation, cellular component: nucleolus. The record is from RefSeq and is a predicted model, not a curated record. Lineage: Eukaryota; Oomycota; Peronosporomycetes; Peronosporales; Peronosporaceae. The transcript has a single exon. Bases 1 to 852 code for a protein of 283 amino acids.